Porites lobata is the source of this 1183-nucleotide messenger RNA. Lineage: Eukaryota; Metazoa; Cnidaria; Anthozoa; Scleractinia; Poritidae. The record is from the annotation of a GenBank genome assembly.
AUGAAUUUUUACAACACCCGCGAAGGGAGCUUUUUGGAGCUGGAAUGUUGUAAAGAAAGUGUUCGCGGAGGUUAAAAUAUCAUUUUUCAGCAGGGAAGGAAAUAGGGUCCCCUAGCUCGGUACUGAGUGUACUUGCUGAUUAUCUCAGCAAACUCACCGAUGUCGAUGAUUGGGGCAUACGUUCAGAUAUGUUUCAGUGGCUUAACACCUUAUGGGUUCCUUUCACGGUUGAUAGGUUUGCCACAUGGUACAACACUAAAUGCAUUAGGUUCAAUUCCCGCUUCUGGAACCCAGGGUCUGAAGGGGUUGAUGCCUUUAUUCAAAAUUGGCAGGGAGAAAACAAUUGGGUGGUACCCCCUCCGAACCAAAUAAUCAGGGCAUGGUGUCACUUUGAGCUAUGCAAAGAUAAGGGAGUACUCAUAAUACCCCUUUGGAAAGGGGCUUCGUUCUGGCCCUGCAUUUGCCCAGAUCGCACCCAUCUUUCUAAGUGCGUGAUUGACUGGGUUGGAGUACCCGAAUUCCAUUUAGCUGCUACGACUAAGGGCAGGUCUUACAAUUCUUUGUUUCAUGGUGAAAAGCUAGAGUUUAAACUUAUAGCAUUGUAUGUUAAUUGGCAGUCUGUGCGAAAAGGCAACAGUGAUAGGGGGUUUUGUUUGUCAGCGAAAGGUUUGUGCGAACACUGUACCAAAGGUUAAGCUAGCGUUGAUAUAUACAUAGUAUUUCCGCGGGUACUUGUACAGCAAUAAGCCCACAGGUGGCUCUUCCUUGCUCACAGGUGGCUUUCUCGUGCCCACAGGUGGCAAUUAAAGAACAUACGAUUUUAUUUUACCCCUCUUCAUAGGAAAGGUACCACUUGUUUACAGGUGACAUUGAAAUUAGGAGUCCAUAGACGACAUCACAUCAAGUUGAGAGAUAAUACUGAUUAUAUAUUAAUAUGCUUUAAGCUAUCGGUAGCGCUAUCUUAACAUCAUUGUAAUACUGGUUAAUCGCUUAUAGUUUUACAGAAACAUGUAAUGCUAUAUCACAUCACGCACAGUCUAUUUUCUUUCUUACAGGUCUAAAUAUUUUCAGCCAAGGUCUAUGGAAAGAAAUUCAUUUCCGUUUGAAAUCCAGUCAUGGAGAAGUUACUUCUGUUGAGCUAUUUAAAGGGUUGCAGCAAACAGCCCUUUCAUCCAAAGCCUAA